UAUUCGUCCAUCUCAAUUUUUCCGACAGCACUUGAAGGCAGCAUCAGGAGCUCAUCUGUUGGACAGGGAAACUAAUCAGGAGCCAAGUGAAGACUUUUCAGUGCUGCUAGCUCCCAGGCUAGCAAGCUAUCAGAGUCAGUCGUCCAGUCGAAUAAGGAGGAGUACAGACUUUGUUUAUAAAGUACAGUGUCUCUUCUGUACAGUACACAACACUCAAACUAUGUUUUAGAAACACCGUUUUGUUGCGCUAAAGUAGCAAGGCAGACAGGCAGCCUCUGGCCAGCUGAAACUUGCGGCUAGCUCAUUAACUUUAGCUGGGAAAGAAGUGGAGGCAAGAAAAUGGAGCUGGACGACGUAGUCCUGUAUCAGGAUGACUCGGGAAACUCCACCAUGAUGUCCGAGCGGGUCUCAGGUCUGGCCAGUUCAAUAUACCGAGAGUUUGAACGGCUUAUCGAGAGAUACGGGGAGGACGUAGUGAAGGAGCUGAUGCCGCUGGUGGUCGCCGUGCUGGAGAACUUGGACUCGGUGUUCGCUGUCAACCAGGAGCAAGAAGUGGAGCUGGAGCUGCUGAAGGAGGACAACGAGCAGCUUGUCACCCAGUACGAGCGAGAGAAGGCGCUGAGAAAACACACAGAGGAGAGGUACAUCGUCUUAGAAGACUCCCAGGACGGCGAGAAGAAAGAUCUGCAGAGUCGACUGGUGAUGCUGGAGGCACACUCCCGUCAGCUGGAGCGCAAAACUAAAAACUAUGCCGAUCAGAUUAUCAGAUGUGACGAGAGAGAAGCAGACCUCAAGAAGGAGUACAACACGCUUCAUCAGAGACACACUGAGAUGAUCCACAGCUACAUGGAGCACCUGGAGCGAACGAAACACCAGCAUGCAGUCGCACAUGAGCCCUCAGAUACAGGGACAUCAGCCAGAACACGAAAGGAGCGUCCCAUCUCCAUGGGCAUAUUCCAACUUCCCGGAGCUGAUGGUGUGACCCCUGAGCUCCACAAGGAACCCGUUGAAACCCCUUCAGAACCAUGGAGAUUCAACAACCUUAGCCAUCCGCGCUCUAAUACCAGUCUCCAGGAUGAAUUGGCCGGUUCCAGCUCCAAGUCCGGUACGCCAACCAACCAGGGAAGGGUCUCCAAAACUGGAACUACUUUACAAAGUGAAGGGUCUCAGGGUGGUGCCUCUAAAUCAAACACAUCUUCACACAGUGCUAACUCUCAGUCAACCACACAACAGUCUCCUCAUGACGGAGUGUCUACCGGAAUGAGUCCAUUGACAUCUGGAUCACCCCUGUCCCCUGCUGCUUCCAAUGUUUCCAUGGAGUCAGAGGAAGUUUCUGACGUGCUCAACAAGAACCUGGACAGGAGCAGAGGAAAACCAGAGAGCAGUAAGAGCAUUGCAGCCGUGCAGGAAGGACAGCAGGGUCAGCCUGGACAUGACGCCUCUACACCCCUCAAAGCUGAUGAUGGAGCGGAGAAUGUGGAGAAAUCUGAGGUUCAGGCCAUCAUAGAGUCCACUCCAGAGCUGGACAUGGGUCUCGAAGGCUGCAUAGGAACGAGCACACCAACUAAAGGUCGGAUAGAGAAUCUGGCGUUUGACCGUAACACAGACUCUCUGUUUGAGGAGCUGUCGUCUGCAGGGAACGACAUGAUAGCAGACGUGGAUGAAGGAGCCGACAUGCUGGGUAUGGGUCGGGAAGUGGAACAUCUUAUCCAUGAGAACACCCAGCUGCUGGAGACCAAAAAUGCUCUGAACGUGGUGAAAAAUGACCUCAUAGCACAGAUGGAUGAUCUGACCUGUGAGAAGGAGGUUCUGCGGGGGGAGCUGGAGACCGUCACUCAGGCCAAGACCAAACUGGAGGACAAGAACAAAGAAUUAGAAGAGGAAAUCAAGAAGAUUCGGGCAGAGCUUGAGGAGUCCAAACAGAAGGUCAAAAACGACAAUGAGGAGGACCAGAGCGAUGUGCCUACAGCCCAGAGGAAGCGCUUCACCAGGGUGGAGAUGGCCAGGGUCCUGAUGGAGAGGAACCAGUACAAGGAGAGGCUGAUGGAGCUGCAGGAGGCGGUCAGGUGGACCGAGAUGAUCCGGGCUUCAAAGGACAACCCCACUCUUCCAGAGAAGAAGAAAUCCAGCCUCUGGCAGUUGAUUUUCAGCCGUUUGUUCAGCUCGUCGGGCCCAGCGGCCAAGAGGCCGGCGUCCGAGUCCCCGGUGAACGUCAAGUACAACGCACCCACCUCCCAGAUUCAGCCGUCGGUGAAGAAGAGGAGCACCACCUUGCAGCAGCUCCCCAGUGACAAGAGCAAAGCCUUUGAUUUCCUCAAUGAGGAAGUGGCAGCGGACAACGUGGUGUCCCGGCGGGAGCAGAAGCGGGCUCAGUACCAGCAGGUGAAGGCUCACGUCCAGAAGGAGGACGGCAGAGUGCAGGCCUACGGCUGGAGUCUGCCCAAGAAGUACAAAGCGAACGGUGGUCAGGUGGAGAGUAAGAUGAAGAAUCUCCCUGUUCCUGUCUUCCUCAGACCAGUGGAUGAGAAAGAUGCUUCUAUGAAGCUGUGGUGCGCUGCCGGUGUGAACCUCUCCGGAGGUAAAACCAGAGACGGAGGCUCCAUCGUAGGAGCCAGCGUUUUCUACAGCGACGUGCCUGGACCAGAGAGCCCUAAAAGGAGGAUAGGGUCUCAGAGCAGCCUGGAUAAACUGGACCAAGAACUCAUGGAUCAGCAGAAGGAGUUGCAGCACCACGAUGAGAUGUCGUCGCUGGUCUGGAUCUGUACCAGCACGGAGUCCACCACCAAAGUCGUUGUCAUUGACGCCAACCAGGCCGGAAACAUCCUGGAGAGCUUCUUCGUGUGUGACUCCCACGUCCUCUGCAUCGCCAGCGUUCCAGGUGCAAGAGAGACAGACUACCCAGCCGGUGAGGAAGUAGUUCCAAACUCUGAGACAGAACCAGUGGCAAACGUCUGCUCACAAUCAACAGCGAGCAGCUCAACUGAGGGAGAAGACGUGCUCGGAGGCAUCACUGUGGUGGGCUGUGAGGUGGAGGGGGCAACAGCUGUUCCUCAGAGAGCAGGCAGUCCAGGAGAGGACGGAGAGACCGGUCAGAGACAUUUACUCUUACAUCCCUUUCCUGCCUAACAUUAGCAUGCACAUCUCGGUGAUCAGAGCCAGUGUUUAACAAGCUUCGGAGAUGUACUUUUAAAAUAAUGAUAAGGAAAGAAACAACAUUUUAAAGAAGAA
Messenger RNA from Notothenia coriiceps (black rockcod), 3228 nucleotides. RefSeq names its product C-Jun-amino-terminal kinase-interacting protein 4-like. Gene Ontology annotation, biological process: vesicle-mediated transport. Gene Ontology annotation, cellular component: cytoplasm. NCBI's taxonomy places the organism in Eukaryota, Metazoa, Chordata, Actinopteri, Perciformes, Nototheniidae. The record is from RefSeq and is a predicted model, not a curated record. The coding region runs from base 340 to 3126 and encodes 928 amino acids. The transcript is spliced from 20 exons. Gene Ontology annotation, molecular function: signaling receptor complex adaptor activity; JUN kinase binding; MAP kinase scaffold activity.